Messenger RNA from Neoarius graeffei (lesser salmon catfish), 2684 nucleotides. RefSeq names its product major facilitator superfamily domain containing 1 (gene mfsd1). Gene Ontology annotation, cellular component: lysosome. The record is from RefSeq and is a predicted model, not a curated record. Lineage: Eukaryota; Metazoa; Chordata; Actinopteri; Siluriformes; Ariidae. The coding region runs from base 257 to 1666 and encodes 469 amino acids. The transcript is spliced from 16 exons. Gene Ontology annotation, biological process: transmembrane transport. Gene Ontology annotation, molecular function: transmembrane transporter activity.
CAACGCCGGCUUCAGCGGUGCACCGCUAAGCCAACGCCCGUGUUUUCGAUUUUUUUCCCAUUCUGUGCGCGGUGACGAGCGUUGUCGAGAUUCGGCCCCCCGUCCCUACCGUUCAAGGAACGCUCCAGCAAAGCUCGGGCGGUGUGACCGGGGCCUAAACAAACACACACAAGCGCGUGCUGGUGUGGUCACAUGACCUCCUGCGGUCACAUGAUCGUAAGAACGGCUGGGUGUUUUUUACUGAGGGCUGCGGGAGAUGAGCCGGAAGCGCAGGGAAAUGGACAACCGGGAGGAAAACCGAAGGUUAUUAAAUGAAAAUGAGUCCAGUGACGGGCACAGAAGACGCAUGUCGCCGUUUUGUGACCCGAAUCAUUUACUCCACCGGAUUGUGGUGCUUGCUUUUAUGUGUUUUUUGGGAUUCGGAAGCUACUUCUGUUAUGACAACCCGGCUGCUCUGCAGAAACAAGUCAUCCAGGAUAUGCAGUUAAACACCGCCAAAUUCAUGCAGCUUUAUGCCUGGUACUCAUGGCCCAAUGUAGUUCUCUGUUUCGUGGGGGGAUUUUUGUUGGACAGCGUGUUUGGCAUCAGGUUGGGGACAGUCAUCUUUGCACUCUUUGUAUGUAUUGGACAGGUCAUAUUUGCCAUGGGUGCUUUGGUCAACCAUUUCUGGUUGAUGGAAUUUGGGCGCUUUGUUUUUGGUAUUGGUGGAGAGUCUUUGGCUGUGGCUCAGAACACAUAUGCAGUGAAUUGGUUCAAAGGGAAGGAGCUGAACCUGGUAUUUGGCCUGCAGCUCAGCAUGGCGAGAGUGGGCAGUACAGUGAACAUGAACAUCAUGGGAUGGGUGUAUGAUCAAAUGAAACAUUUAUUUGGCCAGAAUGGUCACUACACUCUGGGAGCUGCACUCCUGAUCGCGGCCUCGACAUGUGUCUUCUCUCUGAUCUGUGCCCUGAUGUUGGCCUACUUUGAUAAGCGGGCAGAGAGGAUACUCAACAAGGAGCAGGGAAAGACUGGUGAGGUGAUCAAGCUGACGGAUGUAAAGGACUUUUCUUUCCAACUGUGGAUGAUCUUCUUCAUCUGUGUGGGAUAUUACGUGGCCAUCUUUCCCUUUAUUGGCUUGGGACAGGUUUUCUUCAUUGAGAAGUUUCACUUCACUCCAACUCAAGCAAGAGCAAUCAACAGUGUUGUGUAUAUCAUCUCCGCUCCAGCUUCUCCUCUGUUGGGUUUCAUGGUUGAUAAAAUAGGCAAAAACAUCACCUGGGUUCUCUGUGCUGUGGUCACCACGCUGAUUGCUCACAUGAUGUUGGCUUUCACCUUCUGGAAUCCUUGGAUUGCUAUGGUCCUUAUGGGUCUGUCAUAUUCACUGUUGGCCUGUGCUCUCUGGCCAAUGGUGGCCUUUGUAGUGCCAGAACACCAACUGGGCACAGCAUAUGGAUUUAUGCAGUCCAUACAGAACCUGGGUCUGGCACUGAUUUCCUUGGCAGCAGGAGCCAUUCUUGACAGCAAGGGUUACCUCUUUCUCGAGGUCUUCUUCUGUGCAUGCAUCUGCUUGGCUCUGAUAGCAGUGGUGAUGCUUUACUUUGUGAACUUUGCCCGAGGUGGAGAACUGAACCUUUCAGCCUCGGCCCGAGCCAGACUUCAGAAGGACUUGUCUGCUGAGUCAGAGUGAUAGCUGUUCAGUCCACUGGCUCCACCCUUCCUGCUGUGAUCUGUCUCACUGGACAACUCAGCCUGUCAAUCACCCAUCAGUGGGCAUUUCUGCACUACGUCCUCCUCUUGAUCACACUGACCGGUCUAAUCCCAACACAGGGGUAUAGGGCCCACUCAAAUAGACUUCUCCCUGCAGAUAGAACUUUUAAUAAUCACUACUGUGUUAAAUAUAGGAUUGGGAUAUUGUACAGGCUGAGGAGCGGAGGAUGGAAUUGAUUUGGCUGGUUGGGUCAUGCCAGAGGGGAUGUCCUGCCACUCUCUUAACUCCACCUCAGGAUAGCUGGCACUCACUCAUGGAUACUGAAAAGACUACUUCCUUUUUUUCUCUUGGUAUCAUUUAUCAGUUCUUUCUACAGACCUUUGCACUGGUGAAUCUUCACCCACUGGAAAACUUCUUGGGAUAUAGCUUAUGCCUUUUUGGUUCACGGGUUCACAGCACCCAACAUUUUUGGUACGUCACCCACUGUGAGAAGCUAUGUUGUGGUUCUUCCUAACUUUUUACAUGAGCUCACUUGACAGAUGAGUGUUUUAUUCCAGGUUUUUAUCUUUUUUAAGACAUAUGUAAUUUUUUUUUUUUUUAAAUUAAGAUUAUUUUUUAUCUUCAACCUGUGGUGCAUUGCUGCCAAGCGGUUUUUAAAAUGAAUUUUUAACAUAAAUAGUGACCUUACAAUUGCAUGUAGUUCAGUAAUCACCAGGUGCAGUAUCUAUUCCAGAGUAUUAAUAUAUUAUCUGCAUUGUAAUCUACAUGGUAUUCAUGAAGAAAAUUGGAUUUGGUAUCGUAACUGCAAAUAAUAUGACAGUAAUUUACAAAAAGUGUUUUUGUUUGGUUUUUUUUUUUUGUUUUUUUUAAAUUGGAGCUCAAAAGAUUUCUCGCAUGUCAUCAGACUUUUUGAAUGCCAGUUUGGUCACUUGUAUUUUUUCAUUUGGGCAUCAUUGAUUAAAGUUUCAAAUCGUGUAUCAUAGACGCUUUGUGUACA